AUGGUGUCCGAGGAGACAGCAAAGGCAGAGCGAAUCAUCAUGAAAGGUGUCAGCUACGGACCAUCACCUUUCACCUCUGCUAAGAAGAACAAGCACCAGGACUACUUCUGCGAUGCGGCUGAGCCUCAGUGGGGAGAAGUGGGCCGGGGGGAUCUUCGAAUCAUCCGUAGCCUGGGGGCAAACACUGUCCGCCUCUACGGCAAUGAUCCCGACCUGCGCCACGCCAGCUUCCUGGAUCAGGCACAUAGCCUUGGCUUGCAGGUCAUUCCCGGGAUGGGUGACAAGGCUUUCGAGACAAGUCAGUGCAAGGGAGGAAACUUCUCAUGCUUUGAGGGUGCCAAGGAGGCCUACAUGAAGAACUUGCAGAACGGAUUUCUUCUCGACAACCGAACUUACCACCCAGCCAUUAAGUACUUCAUUGUGGUGAACGAGCCGGAGCUCAAACUACCGAGUCUCGCAGAACCCAAGAAGUUUGCCAAGGCUGUUGCGACUGCCAUUGACGGCGUGCUGGCGGCUGAGGAGGAAUUAGGAGUCCGUGGACCCCGACCUAACUUGACCGUUACUUUCUCAUUUGCCUCAUGCAAUCGCUGCUUCAAGUUUGGAGACCGGCCUGCUUUGGGCCAGCUGUGGAUGCUUCAGGAUGCGCUUAUGAAACCGGAGAAGUAUGGCGUCCAGGCCACGCAGAACCUUGCCGAGUUCUUCCGCACGCGCUUCACAUACAGCUUCAACUCAGGAAAUCCCUCAGGCGAGAUCCAGGAGCUCUUCCUCAAGCACUACGUGGAGAUCUUCCCAUCCACGCCCAUAUUCAUUGCCGAGUAUCAUAACCCUGGAAACCCCAACUUGCAAGGAGACGUGGAGGACAUCUUAGCUGCCUCUGCGAGCUCCCCACUGCUCUUGGGAAUCAGCUUCUUCGAGUUUCAGAAUCGCUAUGACCAAGCGGGCCAUCUGGUUUGGGGCAUGUUUGAUCCGCAAAGCAACCCCCUCUCCAAGUUGAAGCUGCACUUUCGGGAGUUUGACUCGACUGUUCCGUGCCUCAGUCCUGUUUUUGACGGCAUGCGGACCAUUGUGGAGCAGCUUACAGCCGCGUACGGGGGACCUGGUAUCAGUCCAAAACGGCUAUGCAUGCCAAAUCCGCAGGAGGUGCCAGUGAGCAAGCAUGGAUUCCAGCAGAUGGUCGGCUUGAAGAACAUCACCGCCAUGCAGCAGUUUGUGAAACGCGUGGUGGAGAAGCUUGGAGGCUUCGUGCCCUACGUCGUCCCCGCUGAGUUCGCGCAGCUUUUCCUGCACCCCCAGUCGAGCUAUAGGGACUUGGAGAACAUGUUGGUUGCGCAUCCGCAGUGGGCGCGGUGGGACAUCUUUGCAUCAUGCACGGUGGAUACAACUGCCCUGGAAUCCAGCUUGGGUGGCAAAAUUGGCUACAUCUGUGGCCAGGGCUACGCCGACUGUUCCAAGCUUCCGGUAGCCUGUAAGGCUAGCGUGUGGGACACUGCAUCGUGGGUCUUUGGGAGCCACUUUAAGGAGCUCAUGUAUGCGAGAGACGAAACGCCGAAGCCUCUGCAGCACUGUGACCUGGACGGUGCGGCCCACUUCGUGAGGUCCAGUAUAUGGAAGAAGUCAGCACUAAAGCACGAAUGUAUCAUUCCGUUGGGCUGGACAGAUCCAAAUAAAGUGUUCAUCACCCAGCAUGGCUUCUAUUUGGUUUGGAGUGAUCAGGACCCGACAGCUAUGAAGGUCUUCAUCCACCGGGCUGUGGAACACACGGGCGGACAGGUGCGCGAGGUCGUCCCGCGGAGGUUCAUCCGGCAGAUGCUGGGUUGCUGUUUAGGAAUCUAA
Molecule: messenger RNA, 1833 nt
Organism: Symbiodinium pilosum
Lineage: Eukaryota; Dinophyceae; Suessiales; Symbiodiniaceae
Source: the annotation of a GenBank genome assembly